Messenger RNA from Galeopterus variegatus (Sunda flying lemur), 873 nucleotides. RefSeq names its product unconventional myosin-Ie-like. The annotation marks the transcript as partial. The transcript is spliced from 6 exons. Gene Ontology annotation, molecular function: ATP binding; microfilament motor activity; actin filament binding. Gene Ontology annotation, biological process: actin filament organization; vesicle transport along actin filament. Gene Ontology annotation, cellular component: microvillus; actin cytoskeleton; myosin complex. The record is from RefSeq and is a predicted model, not a curated record. NCBI's taxonomy places the organism in Eukaryota, Metazoa, Chordata, Mammalia, Dermoptera, Cynocephalidae.
GCCAGAGGAGUUCGGAUUAAGUGGCCGAAGAAAGAGGAGCGAGGCAGGGGAGCCAGGCGGACGCGCCGAGCGCAUCGGACUCACCGGGGCGGGCGGCGAGCUCCGGGUCCGAGUGGACCGCAGCCCUCCGCAGCAUGCGCCCCGCCUGCUAAGUCGCCCCCGUCUCGCCCUCACCUAGCGCCGCCGAUCCCGCCUGGAUGGAGUCCCCCCUGGGUUCCCAUUGGCUCCUGUGAGUGCUUGGGUGUCGAGAGCCUGUUUCUGGCGAGGGGAACCAACUUUUGAAGUUCGCCCAGGAGACUGCGUUCCAGCCCCAGCUCCCCGGCAGCCGGCCCGGGCGGAGGCGCGACUGCGGCGCGAGUCACCAUGGGAAGCAAAGGUGCCUACCGGUACCACUGGCAGAGCCACAAUGUCAAGCAUAGUGGCGUGGAUGACAUGGUGCUGCUCUCCAAGAUCACAGAGAACUCCAUCGUGGAGAAUCUGAAGAAGAGGUUCAUGGAUGACUACAUUUUUACAUAUAUAGGAUCCGUAUUAAUCUCAGUCAACCCUUUCAAGCAGAUGCCAUAUUUUGGGGAAAAGGAAAUUGAAAUGUACCAAGGAGCGGCACAGUAUGAAAACCCACCACAUAUCUAUGCCCUUGCAGAUAAUAUGUACAGAAACAUGAUCAUUGACAGAGAGAACCAGUGCGUCAUCAUCAGUGGUGAAAGUGGUGCUGGAAAGACAGUGGCUGCCAAAUACAUCAUGAGUUACAUCUCCAGAGUGUCUGGAGGAGGCCCCAAAGUCCAGCACGUGAAGGACAUUAUCCUGCAGUCCAACCCACUGCUGGAGGCCUUCGGGAAUGCCAAGACCGUCCGGAACAACAACUCCAGCCGAUUU